AUCAACUGGAACACUUCCAAUUCUUGUUCUCUCAUUACUGAAACUCCUCGGAUAUCGUCGUGAAAUUGAUCAUUUUCUGAUCGGAUUCAGUUUCACACUAUGCUCAAUGGGCUUUGCCACUGCGUUCAAUACUGUUUAUUUAUAUACAGCUUUGACAGCCAUCGGUUUGACACUUGUAGUGACUGCAGCUGUACUCCAUAUGGCUCUAUAUAUGAGGGAUUCGAAUUUUCAAUUUACCAUUACACUUUUCGCGGUUUUAUGUGCUUCACUACUCAGUGGAAUUAUUAUGUUCAUUAUUGAAUUCGUAAAGGAGGGAAAACAGAAGAACCUGAGAAUCGCCGUUGGAGUUUGCUUCCUUUUCGCUAUGGUUUUGGCCAUUUUUCUGACGGUGAAUAGACUGCGAUUUUGCACCGCAUAUAAAGAUGUUUAUUGCACAAUAAUAUUUCGAGCCUUCUGUUUACG
This is a messenger RNA of Trichobilharzia regenti, 462 nucleotides long. NCBI's taxonomy places the organism in Eukaryota, Metazoa, Platyhelminthes, Trematoda, Strigeidida, Schistosomatidae. The record is from the annotation of a GenBank genome assembly.